Messenger RNA from Spodoptera litura, 4442 nucleotides. It is a transcript of the gene Pex16, whose product is annotated as peroxisomal biogenesis factor 16. The record is from RefSeq and is a predicted model, not a curated record. Gene Ontology annotation, cellular component: peroxisomal membrane. Gene Ontology annotation, biological process: peroxisome organization. NCBI's taxonomy places the organism in Eukaryota, Metazoa, Arthropoda, Insecta, Lepidoptera, Noctuidae.
GACUGGGGGCAAAAGUCAAAUAGUUUGCUCUAGUGUGGUGUUGUGGAGCCUUUUGAUCAACAAUUCUUUAAUUCAGUUCUGUUACUCAAAAACCAGCAUAAUUAAUGGUGUUAACCAAAUAACACAUACAUUACUUACUGUUCAUUUUGCGAUACGAAAUAAACUUCCUGCUAUCGAAAUGAGUAAAUCAUUAUCUUUACAAGAAUUCUAUGCGAUUUACAAGCGGUGGGUAAUUAAUAAUCCGGGACUGGUGACGGACGUAGAAACAGUUGCGACGUGGUCCUCUUACUUCGUGGCGGGGAAGAUAAACAAAUCGCCCAUAGUAUCGGAAUUGGUAUACUCACUCUCUAAACUCGUGUCUCUGUUCAACGACAGGCUCAUUAGGGAGGCGUAUGGUACUGGAGAACCUUAUUAUGGACUUCGAGAGCAGAUCAAGCUGUGGCUGACAGUCAUUCACUACUGUGAGGUUUUUAUCGAACUUCUAGUGAAAAACAGAUGGGGCACAAAAGGGAAAUGGACUGUAGCAACUUUGCUGCAAGUUUUUAAAUGCUCUUCAGCUCUAGUACUGCUAUUCAGAUUCAAGGAACUGCCAAUAGCUCACCCCCCGAUAGCUGUUCUACAAAGGAAAAAGUUUACAGAAGGCAGAGAGACUGAUGAGAAUUCUAAUUCAUUUUUCACUCUUCGGAGAUCAGGCCGCCUUGUGCGACGCGUCGAUGGGUCACCAGCAGUAGCCUUCCGUGACUGGGAGCCUGUGAAAAUACAGGAUGACAGACCAGGAGCAGCCGCUAACGUAAAGGACUUGAUUUAUGCUGAAUCAUUACAUAUAAUGAAGCCUUUAAUUCACUUGGCAUCCAUGAGAGCAUUUGGAACUAAAGCAUGGAAGCAGUGGAUUGUAGCCCUCUGUUUGGAUAUGGCAAGUAUGAAACUAUAUAGCAAAUACAUGAAAGACUUGUCAUAUGAUCAGCGGCUGGAAAUAAGUCGCAGAAAGUUGAGUUUAGUCUUGUAUCUCUUGAGGAGUCCAAUGUACAAUGGAUACUCAAAGAAUGUCAUAGAAAAUGGUUUGAAUUCUAUGUCAGCAAAGAUACCUGCCAUGUCCUUCAUUUGUGGUCCAAUCAUUCAAUACCUCAGUCACUGGCAGGACAUUUACUUCUACAUGUGGGCUUCAUAAGUCAAGGUUAAAUGUAUUACGGACAAUACAAAUUGGUGAAGAAUACAUUUCUAUAUUGUUAAUAUUAUGUAUGCAAGUUGACAGUUGAAUUCAAUAUUGUAGUUUAUUGACCCUGAAUAUUGUCCACAAUUUGACUUCGAAGCUAUUGUUAAACCAAUUUAUGCAAUGGACAAAAUUUCAGUCAUGUGUACACUACUUCUGCAAUUUUUUAAUCUCCAAAAAGCCAUGUAGCUGACAGUUGUCUAGAUAAACUGUAAAUUUUGAAUAUUCAAAUACAAUUUAUAGUAUUUUUAAAAAACAUCGUUGUGAUAAAUGUGUUAAGAAGAGUUCCAGUUAGUAAGAGUUGUUAACAGAUUUCUAUUGUAACAUAAACAUUUUUGCCCUUCUUUGGAUAUGAUGUGUUGGUUCACUACAAUCAUAUAUAUAUUUACAUAAUUGUGAAAAUCAGUUGUAUAUUCCAUAAUUAUGUACAUUGGAAGUCUCCAACUUUGAGAUUAUUUUCUCAUUUGUGUUCAUUAAUAUAUAUCUAAUAUCAACAAUCAUGCUCAGUAUAGUAGUAUUUACAUUGUGUGUUCUGACCUCUAGUGAAUAUAUUCAUGAUUGUCAAAAUCAGCCAGCACAACAACCUGCCACCUGUUGUAUAGUCGUCUUAGUAUUUUAACUUAUAAUAUUAGCUACUCCUAUGCAGUUGCACCUACUCUACUCGGCUCCUGUUAAUCGUAGCGUGAUGUUUUGUAGCCUUUCUUGAUUUCCUACACAAAAUGUACAAUUUGAAGCAAUAAACAAAUUCUUCAGCUUAUAUAAUAGUAUAAGAUUAUUUACAAAUAGAAAUAUGUUAAAAAAAAUUUACAAUACAUAAGAAAACACAAUAGUGUAGUGUUUAUACAUGACUUGUCUUUUACACAAUCCGUGCAACCGCUCCAUCUAGAGUGUAUGUCUAAGAAGAUAUUUUCUGAUAACUACUUAAAAUUUUACCUCAUACAGAAAAAGUAUCAACUGUCUACAUUUAUAUAACAUUCUGUUUUUACAACUAUAUACUCUUUAUUUGUGCCAUCUUAAUUACUAUUCUAUACAAAAAUCAAAUCACCAUUAAGCUGUCAAAUACACCAAGGGGUCACCGGUGACCGCAACCUAUUGUUCUAUAAUUGUGUCUACAAAACCGGUACUCGACGAGUUAACAGCUGAUUCUUUCAUAUUCCCUAUAUCAUAACUUGUACAUUUGUCUUUCAUAGUUAUAUGUUUUGAUGUACUUGUGACAUCAUGUUGACUUCACUAAAGUUUUGUUCAAACAUUAGCUGCCAAUGUUACCUACUUAGUUGUUUACAUUUUGUGUUUCUGCUGUUAUAAUAUAUCCUUGUUGAUGUAAUGAUUGUUAAUUAGCAUUUUUGCAUUAGAAUUCUGUUUUAUUGUAAUAGAAAUGGUAAACCUGAAGAGUUUAUAUAUUGUCCUAUUUAUGAAGAGUGCUAAUAAAAUAUGUUCAAUAACUAUGCAGAGAUAUCAUCCCAGCAACAAAUAAGAUACCAUCUGUUGAAUAUAGAUCUCAUUCAGAUUAGCUAAUUUGAAGCAUCCUAGAUCUGACUGCAGAGUUGCAGUCAUGCUAAACUAAAUAUUAUUUGUGGCUUAACUAAUUUAAGCUGCAUAAUAAUAUGCUGGUCAUAGGCCUUGAUGAGGCUCUCUAGCUGAAACAUAUUAUUAAAUUCUAAAAUCGAAAAUCAAUAGUUAGUUAAAAUAUUAAUAUUUUUCACAAAUACCUAUACAAUUUAGUCUUGCUUUUUAUAUCUAAAGAUUUAUAUUUGGGUACUUUUGGUUUUGCGAGGCUGAGGUAGAUUUUAGUAACAAGUUAGUGAAUAGAGUAGAUAUUUAUUUUUCAAUUUUCGUAAUUGACAAAAAUAUGUUGAUGUAAUGUUAUAUUUCUUGUAUUUAUAGAUAAACUUCAUUAUGUAAAUUGUAAAAAAAGUAAUUUAUUAUACUUCAACCAACAGAUAUUGUCCUAAGUCUGUGUAAUUCAAUUCAAUGUGUAAUUUACCUCAUGUAUACUUAACUACGAUUUUACCUAACAGUAACAGGUAUGUGUGAAAAUUGAUAUAUCUCCAACUUUGAAACCCAUUAUUUGAUUAUUAACCAAAAAUAACAUUACCAAGCUACAGAAAAAGAUACGUAUUUUAAUAUAUAAACAAAGUCUACUCUGUAAGUCUGUACUAUAAUGAGCUAUAUUGUUUCAUAUUACAUAUUAAUAAUAAAGAUAAGUAAUCAGAAUAUAAUCUUGGCAUUCCAAUAAUAUAUUAUAUAGAUACCUAAUUAUAUCUAUUAUAAAUAUUUCUACAGCAAUAAAUUAUUGUGAUUAUUUAACAUAUGUAUAUAACUUGGUAACAUUUUGGUAACAGCUGUUAUCAAUAUAAUGUUAAGAGUAUUAUUUAAACAUGUUGUAUUUAAAUAUCUCUUAUAUACAUUUAUAAAUAGUUUAAUGAUGAUGUUUAACAAUCAUUAAUGAUAUUUCUUAAUUAAUAGCCAGCCAAUAACUUAUCUGUCGGUUGAUAUUGCUACUUGAGACAGAAUUUUUAUUUUUAUUUUACUUUAAUUUUAUAACAUGAUAGAAUUUUAUCUUGUGUCGUGGGUAUGUUUAUAAACUGUAUACACAUGACACCCAGAACCGAAAUAACAAUUUGUGGAUUACACAAAGUGCAGCCGGUUCAUUCAACUUAUGCUCCAUACAAAAUACAGUGAAAUAAAGCUCGACCUACUAUAUUUUUUUAAACCGUUAAAAUUCUAUCUCACGAAUGAUAUAACAGAUAGGUAAUUAAGGUAGCCCAUAAGCAAAUUAUAUUAGUCAAUAAAUGGUGGACAAGACGGUGAUGGAUAUUGGAAUUAAAUUAUGAUUGAGUUACUAAUAGAUAGAAUUAUGUCAAGUUCCUGUGGACUAAUAGAAGUUAGCCUUUUCUAGGAAUUGAUUAUGUAUAAAAUUAUUCUCGAGUCUGUAUAGAGUCGAGAACAAAAGUCAGGGUUACUGACCGUUAUGCUGACAUAAAGGUCAUUGACCCUGAAUUUUUAAAUUCAGGCCUACAUUGUUUACAGUUUUGUUGUAUAGAAGAGAACUGGGGAAAUAUUUAUUUUUUAUUCCGCUAUAAGAAUGAAUCUGCAGCAUGCGGUGUGCAGUACCGCCCCGCCCCUUAAAUAAAUGCUCAUGCAGCAGCGAUGCGAUAUAAAACACACACGGCACGCAACAAACCAUUCGAACAGCACUCGACAUGUUUCGCUCCUCGACAAAGCAUCCUCA